CUCCCUCACUCCCCAUUGCAGAGAACGGCGGCUCCUCCUCCUCCGCCGCCGCCGCCCUCCCCGCGACCGGCGCGGAGAGUUUAUUCUCCAUCCAAGGCAAGCCCUCUGGCCGCAAACAAAAAAAAGGAAAAGAAAAACUCGCGGAUUUACUCUGUCCGAGGACGCGACCGUCGCCGCAGGAGACGGAGGGAGGAGGUCGCCGUCGACCGGGGAGGACGACGGAGGCGGUGGUCGGUCACGCGCGCGCGCUUCCUUCAUAUCUUCCCGCGGCGGCGACGCCCGUGUGGCGCCGGUCACAACAACCAGGAGCACUAGUGGUCCCAAGCAAUGGUUCAUUUCAAGAACAGGUACAUGGUGAUGGAGGUCUUCAUCGACGCGAGCAGAGGAGAGGCUGAUCCCGUCAUCCUCACCCAGCUCAACAUAACCAAAGUUAUCAGAGACAGCAUCCAGCUCAACUUUGGGGAGUGUGGCCUCGCUGCAUCUCUUGGGUCAUUUCAAGUGAAGUAUGUAAAUCCUCUGACGAAGAUUUGCGUAAUACGAGUGUCGCGUGAAGAUCACCAAAAAGUUUGGGCUGCUAUCACAAUGGUGAGGAACAUUGGGAAGAUCCCUGUGUCGUUCAACCUCUUGGAUGUGAGUGGAAGUAUCAGGGCCUGCAAGAAAGCCGCAUUGGAGUGCGAAGAAGCGAAGUUUGAGCAGUACAAGCUGGCUGCUUGUGAUGGUAUCACGCCGGAGAUCAUCGAGUCCGUGCAGAGUUGCUUUGGCAAACUUAAGGGGCUAGAUAGCUAGUGAAGAUGGAAGUUUGUUUCGCGCCAUUAGUCUUCUUUUCAGAGACUUGAAGCAUAUCAGUUCUGAAGAACUUAUAGAUUUACAGUGAGCAAUUGUGCCUCUGUACCACCUUUUCAAUGGCUCUCCACCCAGUGGUCUAGGUUCGAACUGACAUAGUACCAACUAAUGUUCUCUGGCUGGUGUUGCAUUACAUGAAGAAGUUUGAGUUCUCAA
Hordeum vulgare subsp. vulgare (domesticated barley) is the source of this 999-nucleotide messenger RNA. RefSeq names its product probable ribonuclease P/MRP protein subunit POP5. The transcript is spliced from 4 exons. The record is from RefSeq and is a predicted model, not a curated record. Gene Ontology annotation, biological process: tRNA 5'-leader removal. Lineage: Eukaryota; Viridiplantae; Streptophyta; Magnoliopsida; Poales; Poaceae. Bases 328 to 786 code for a protein of 152 amino acids. Gene Ontology annotation, cellular component: ribonuclease P complex.